This is a messenger RNA of Pyricularia grisea, 3039 nucleotides long. RefSeq lists its product as uncharacterized. NCBI's taxonomy places the organism in Eukaryota, Fungi, Ascomycota, Sordariomycetes, Magnaporthales, Pyriculariaceae. Gene Ontology annotation, cellular component: nucleus. The record is from RefSeq and is a predicted model, not a curated record. The transcript is spliced from 3 exons. Bases 1 to 3039 code for a protein of 1012 amino acids. Gene Ontology annotation, molecular function: DNA-binding transcription factor activity, RNA polymerase II-specific; transcription cis-regulatory region binding; zinc ion binding. Gene Ontology annotation, biological process: positive regulation of transcription by RNA polymerase II.
AUGGCGACAGCCGCUACAGCCCACCCCCACCACCAGCUGCACCAAAUGUACCGCUCAUCACAGAGCCCCGUCAUCGGCCAUCAGCAAAGCUUCAGACCUCCGCAUCAACGCUCCCUAUCGCAGCAGCACCUGAUUGGAGGGCAGUCAACAUCCCCACUGGGUGGUGAUGAGAUUUUUGAGGUAUCGCCGCCAAAGCGCCAGAGAGUUUCAAUGGACGAUGGGAGGCGGAGGAGGAGCUCAUCCCUUGUCCAAAGCCCGGUGCCGGCCGCAGCGGCAGGCCUUCACUCCAGCACGCCGCCGCCUGGCGCCAUCAGCAAGGAGAUGCGGGCCAGGAUGAGCUCGAGCCCUGCUGCGGGUGAGAGAAAGCGCCCGUCGAUGGCCCGCGCUGUUGCGGCCGCCACGAGUGCACCGGCCGCCGCCGACGAUAUGUCUUCCCCGACUGCUGCUACCCCUGUUGCGGCUAACAAGCCGAGGCGCGUGAGGACUGGUUGCCUGACGUGCCGAGAGCGGCAUCUAAAGUGUGACGAGGGCACACCCGAUUGUUUGAACUGCAGGAAGAGCAACCGUGAAUGCAAGCGGGGUGUACGGCUGAAUUUUAUUGACGUACAAGUCAAGAGCCCGCCUUACAUACCGCCAACCGUAGAGUGGUCAGUUCGCUUUGAAGACGAGUCACGGGCUAUAGCAUCAGAAUACAGGGGCGGCCUGGGAAGAUAUGCACACAUCGAUACCAGAACUAUCACGCCACCUCGAGAAACAGACUUGGAGGCGGUUCUUCAACAUUACAGAUCAGAAACAGGGAAUGCUUCGACAUUAGCAAUGAUAAGCGAGACCAGAAGCUCCAUGCCCAUGUCGAUGUAUGCCGCCAAACCAGUGGACAAUCCUGUCGACCGCAGGUAUACCGACUUUCAAAUAGCGCAGGCUCAGAAAGCUCAGAAGACCAGCGAGUACAUUGGGAACACUGGCGGCAGUUCACAGGCCGCUAUGGAAGCAGGGAACAGCGCGGGGAACUUUAGCUUGGGGACUCUGCAGGACCAGUAUAACGCCCAGGAGAACGAGUCUGGCAUGCGAGGCCAUCAUCACAGAAACAGCGACGUCUCGAGUGUAGCAUCCCAAGGCGUCGGACCACCUUCGAACAAUUCUGUGCGCGAAACCCAGGAUAGCAGCCAGCCAAAGGUUUCCGAUGGAUUGAUUACACCGCCAUCUGAGGGUGUGGCCACGGGCGAACGCGACUACCUCAACUCGCCUGAGGAGAUCAAGUACAUGCAAAUCUUUGUGGAACAGGUGGGCGUGUGGAUGGACAGUUUCGACAAGGAAAAGCACUUUAGCCGCGUCAUCCCGUACCUAGCACUCAAGUCGCCCAUGCUUCUAAAUGCUUUCCUUGCCUGUGGCGCGAAGCAACUGACACUCGUUCGACCCAAUGAGAACUUGCAUGACCACCGAGCUCUUUGCUACUAUGACACGGCGACCACGCAACUCCUUCGAAGCCUAUCAAACCCGGACCGAAACAUGGCCGAGUGCGCAACUACGGCAGUGGUUCUAAACGUCUACGAAAUCAUGAGCGACAAGCCAGCCAAACGCAUGAACCACAUCGCCGGGGCCCGGGCCCUAAUUCGCGAAUGUGGUUGGAACGCCAAGACAAAGGGAGUCGGCUCGGCCUGUUUCUGGCUCAACAUUGGCAUGGAGGUCCUCUCGUGCCUGGCUUUCAACUGGCAGACAGCCUGGCACCCGGACGACUGGGGACUGGACAUGGGAUUCCUGACGGAAGACCCAGAGAUCAGCCCCAAGGAGGUCAAGAAGGAGGCAGAGAACACGUUUGGAGGCAGCGGCGACGAGGACGAGGAGUGGGUCCACAGGAUCUUUUACAUCGUUGCCAAGAUCGCCAGCUUCCGGGCCAACAUACCCAGGUUCCAGGAGCCCUCUCCUCACGACGAGCAGGUCAGGCUCCAGAGCCGCUUCGCUGAGUGGAAGAGCCUAAAGGCGCUGUGUGACGCUUGGUGCAACAACUGCCCCAGGCCUAUGAGGCCUUUUGGGUACUUGUUCCCGUCGCAGACACGGACCCAGUCUGCCUUUCCCAAUGUCUGGCUCAUCAAGCGUGCCGCUGUCAUUGGCCGUUUGUUCUACCACACUGCAAUGUGCCUCCUGGCCCAGAUCAAUCCCGUCAACCCCCGCGACUCGGAGGAAAACAUGGCUGCGCAGCUGCAACAUGCCCAUCAGGUCUGCGGCAUCGUUGCUCAUACCAAGGACAACGGUAUCGCCUCUGUAGCCCUGCGCAGUUUGGCCAUCGCAGCGGCUGUGCUACGUGAGCGUCGGGAGCAGGAAGAGGUCGUGGCGAUAUUCGAUCGCAUCACGCGCGAGACGGGCUGGAGGCUGGGUAAAGUCUACUUGGAGCUCGAGAAGAGCUGGGGUUGGAAGCCAGAGCCCCCGAAGCUUGGGACCGCAACCACCUCGGAUGGAAGCAGCACCAGCAGCAGCAGCACCAGCAGCACCAGCAACAACAACACCACCACCAAUAACAACGCAAGCGCCCGACCAAGCGCAUCUUCGUCCACCAUCCCUCAGAACCAGAACCAGAACCAGAGUCAGAGCCAGAGUCAGGCUACUGCAGCACCUGCCAACCCUAUCACAAUGUCUGCUGCAAUGACGGCAGCCCCCGUGCGCCAACCUCAGCCCAAGCUCCAACGGCCGCAUAGCAACCCAUCUCCUCGUCCCCAGCCAUCACGUCGAUCUUCAGGGAUUGUACCUACCGCUUCGCCAGUGGGAAUGGUCCCUGGGACUUCGGGGCCACAGCAACCGCCUCUUCUCAUCACUAGCUUCCCUUCGAUGCAGCACCAGCAACAGCAGCAAUACUUUUCGCCGCAGCAUCAACAUCCUCCUCAUCAAAUGACCACCCCCACGCAGCAGCCGACACCGACGCGACCGCUGGUCAACCCUCUGCUUUCGAGAGCCGAUUUUAGCCUGCCCGAUCAUCCGUACCAGAAUUGGUACCAACCGCCAAACCACACUAACCAGUUCAACUCGCAAGGGUUCUGGUCUGGUUGA